GGCAAUCAAGAAUACAAUAGCAGGAUUUCCAAGACCACUGCGAAAUCUAAGCAGUGAAGCAUUUGCAACAGUUAUGAACGAUGCAUUUGGACAUCCACUAGAACCACCUUUCAAUCCUUACGCUAAUGACAUUAAUUAUCUUCUUGUUUCGUAUGUUAUUCCUUAUAUUGGACUCACUGGAUAUGUUGGAGCCAAUCCUAAACUCCACAGCCCUACAGCCAAAACGCUACUAGCAGGGCUACUGGGAGUAGAAUCAGGUCAAGACGUAGUUCUGAGAACAUUGCUUUACGAGCGAGGAAGAGAGAACGUGGAACCCUACGGGAUAGCAGUAGCAGAGUUCACAAACCGGAUAUCAGAGCUGAGAAACAAAUUGGGACGCCGUGGAUUGAAAGAUGAAGGACUCAAAGUGAAUCCAGCAGUAGGUGCUGAAGGGAAAAUACGAGGAAGUAUAUUAGCAGGAGAUAAAUACUCGCUUUCCUAUGACAGAAUGCCAGAGGAAAUACUGCGAAUAGUGUACGUAAGUGGAAAUGAGAAUAAACCAGGUGGAUUUUACCCAAAAGGAGCAGACGGCCAAAUAGCAAAAUCCUAUCUUGGACUUGGAGGGAAUUAA
This is a messenger RNA of Nicotiana tabacum (common tobacco), 610 nucleotides long. Lineage: Eukaryota; Viridiplantae; Streptophyta; Magnoliopsida; Solanales; Solanaceae. The record is from RefSeq and is a predicted model, not a curated record.